AUUGCAUACAGUUGAAUUAAUUCGAUUGCAUUCAAAUUAACUUAAAUCUUUUAAAUUAAAAAAACAGUUCAAUAUUGUAAAAAUGAAUAUUUUCGCUAAAAUAUUCGUUAUUCUCUUCUUGACGACAUAUGCCUCAGCAUUAGGUAAUUUGUUGGGAGGCACUACAGGAGGCUUAGGAGGACUUACUGGAGGCACUACAGGAGGCUUAGGAGGACUUACUGGAGGCACUACAGGAGGCUUGGGGGGACUUACUGGAGGCACUACAGGAGGCUUAGGAGGACUUACUGGAGGCACUACAGGAGGCUUAGGAGGACUUACUGGAGGCUCUACUGGAGGCUUAGGGGGACUUACUGGAGGCACUACUGGAGGCUUAGGUGGACUAACUGGAGGCUUAGGAGGACUUACAGGAGGCUUAGGAGGCACUACUGGAGGCUUAGGGGGACUUACUGGAAGCUUAGGGGGACUUACUGGAGGCACUACUGGAGGCUUAGGAGGACUUACUGGAGGCUUGGGGGGACUUACUGGAAGCUUAGGGGGACUUGGUGGCGGAGGAAGUGGUGGAGGUGGCGGAGGCGGAGCUGUUUGUGUCCCUGAUGGAGGAGAUGAUUUGUUGGGAGGACUCCUUGGAGGUGUUACUGGGGCGUUAGGACUUGGUGGUAAUUCGGGUGGUGGUCUGCUCGGUGGACUUCUUGGUAGUGAUGGCGUGGUAACACAGCUUGUGAAGGACCUUCUAAAACUGUUGGAUGGUGAUUCGUGCGGUGGUAAUGGUUUACUUACAAAUCUCGUGCAAUCCGUUGUAGAUCUAGUAAAAAAAUUAUUGGGUUCGUCUGGAAGUUGCCCCGGUGUUUCAAACAGUAUAUUAUCAGGACUUCUACAAACCGUUAAAGACUUAGUUAAUCGGUUACUUUAUGGCUCAACUUGUAAUCCUGGUCUAUUAAAUGAUCUCCUGCGAAACGUUGUAGGCUUAGUUACAGGACUAAUAAAAGGAGGGCUUUUGAGUGGUACUGUGAGCAAUCUAGUCUAUGGGCUCUUGUGCUCCGUUCAAAGUUUACUCGAUUCAUUACUUGGACCUUGUUGAAUUGGUGGUAUGUCGUGCAAUUACUGCCCCAAAUGGAUAUCGUCGAAACCCAGAACGAAUAAGCUAACAUGAUUAAGCUACUUUUAGUUUCAUUUUCUUAGUGCACUUUCUAGUCGUAAUACUUCUCUUCAAAAUUAAAUAUUUGGCAAAAUAAAAUAAUACACCAGCAUUUAAA
Contarinia nasturtii (swede midge) is the source of this 1253-nucleotide messenger RNA. RefSeq lists its product as uncharacterized. The transcript is spliced from 5 exons. NCBI's taxonomy places the organism in Eukaryota, Metazoa, Arthropoda, Insecta, Diptera, Cecidomyiidae. The coding region runs from base 83 to 1078 and encodes 331 amino acids. The record is from RefSeq and is a predicted model, not a curated record.